Messenger RNA from Coccomyxa subellipsoidea C-169, 951 nucleotides. RefSeq lists its product as hypothetical. The record is from RefSeq and is a predicted model, not a curated record. The coding region runs from base 1 to 951 and encodes 316 amino acids. Lineage: Eukaryota; Viridiplantae; Chlorophyta; Trebouxiophyceae; Coccomyxaceae. Gene Ontology annotation, cellular component: membrane. The transcript is spliced from 8 exons.
AUGGCGAGGUUGCGGGUUCAAGAUCACCUGACAAGUCACGACACAUGCUCACAUGAGGAUUUUGCUCGCGGCCAGGAGGACCCAGUAGCUGCAGCUGCAGCUGCAGCCGCUGCUGAGGAGAAGGCCAAGCAGCAGCAGAAGCCCGCAUUCAGAUUUCCAUCGCAGCAGGAGUACUAUGCAAGGGUGUUUGUGGCUCCAGGUUAUGUUCCUCUGCCAGGCGCUCGAUCUGGGGCGUGGGACCCAGAGGCGGGUGCAUGGCAGCCCAUCUUUGGCCCCAUGUUCACGGACAGCGAGACGCGCAAGGGGUUUGUGGAGAAGGUGCUGGGACUCGUGCUGCUGCAGCUGCUGGCCACUGUGGCCGCGUGCGCCCUCUUCCGCUACUGGGAGCCCGCGCGCGUGGCGGUGAACGAUCAUGCAUGGAUUUUCUUUUUGCUGUGGGCGGUCUCCUUCGUGGCGGUACUGGCGCUGGCCAGCAACGAUCGCGCAAGGCAUAACCACCCCUACAACUACAUAACCUUCGGCAUAUUCACCCUGUCCUUCGCCCUCUUGACCGGCAUCAUCACGGCCUUCUUUGACACCGAGCUGCUGCUGAUGGCGCUCGGCAUGACCGCCGCAGCUGUCGCCUUCAUUUUCAUAGUCGCCGCCUCCUCCGGCUUUGACUUCACGCAAGCUGGCGGCCUACUGUACACCCUGGGCUUUGUGUUCAUGAUCAUGAUCUUUGUGGGCGUCUUUGUGCCCAGCAACAUCUACUACCUUGUCAUCAGCUCAGUCGCUGCAGUCCUGUUCACCGCCUACCUGCUGUUCGAUCUCCAGGCCAUCAUGGGCGGCCGAGCUGUGGAGCUAUCUCCAGAUGACUACGUCUAUGCAUCCGUCCAGGUGUACCUGGACGUGGUCUUGCUCUUUGUGAGCAUCCUCAACAUCCUCGCGCUGGCACAGUCUGGUGGCUCUUAA